UUUUUUUUUUUAAAAAAAAAAAAACAGACAAAAAGACUUGGCAUUGUUUUGAUGGGGAAGAAUAACGUAAUUAAAAGAGGAGACGAAUCAAAUCCUCUCAAAAAGGAAAAUAAUUUAAAACACCGUAGUGAGUGAACUAGUGAGUGAAUCGUUUUUCCUUUCGCUUCUCCAACUUACGUCACGGUCAACGACUCCAUUUUUUUUUUUAGAUAUAUCUUCCUCUCUUUCUCACUUUUUUGUCUUUUGAUUACACACAUUUCAUUCCUUUAUAAUGGCUGCUCCUACGACACAAGCACAACAACAACCAGUAGAUCCUACCAAAAAGACAGGUGCUCAAUUAGGAGCACUCGAAGAAGACGAUGAAUUUGAAGAAUUUGCUGCUGAAGAUUGGGCUGAAGAAGACGAAGAUAAGGACGAUACACAUUACUGGGAAGAUAACUGGGACGAUGAUGAUAUUGAAGAUGACUUUUCAUUACAGCUCAAGGCUGAACUGGAAAAAACCUCAUCGGAUACAGCAAUGAAGAUGUGAAUAAUUAGUUAUCCGCGUUUGUUAUAAACUUAUUUACAUCUUGAUCUUAUUUUUUUUUUUUUGAUCGUCAUUCUCUUUUACGUCAUUCAUCAACAUAUCACUUUCUCGUUUUUACCAUACUUAUCAACCAAAUCACAACACCAUCCCUUAUCAUUUUUAUAUUAUUACUUUUUUAUAUAUAAAUAUAUAUAUAUAGUUUAUCACAAUAAAAGAAAUAGAAAAAAGUUGGAAAUAGGAUAUAGAAGAAUC
Messenger RNA from Halteromyces radiatus, 778 nucleotides. Its product is annotated as DSS1/SEM1 family-domain-containing protein. Lineage: Eukaryota; Fungi; Mucoromycota; Mucoromycetes; Mucorales; Cunninghamellaceae. Gene Ontology annotation, biological process: mRNA export from nucleus; double-strand break repair via homologous recombination; proteasome assembly. The coding region runs from base 272 to 529 and encodes 85 amino acids. The transcript is spliced from 4 exons. Gene Ontology annotation, cellular component: proteasome regulatory particle, lid subcomplex; proteasome complex. The record is from RefSeq and is a predicted model, not a curated record.